AUGGUUGCUAUAGAAAAACAACAUUUUAUUAAACCAUGGAUGACAUCUGACAAAAUACCAAUGAUUAAGCCACAUUUUUCUGAUGGAUAUUUACCACCUUUAAAAUCAAUUGGUGAACAUGAAAAUACAGAUAAACAAAUGUUACAAAUACAACCUAAACUUCAUAAUCCAUUACUUUUUCCACCAACUGCACGUAGUACUACGUCAAAAUCAGGAAUAACAGAUCGUAGUAUGGAAUCACCAUCAUCACCGCUGGUAAACAGUUCGCCCAUUCGUGAAACAGAUUACCGUUCUGUUUUACGAAAUAGCUUGUCAUCUAUAGUGACUUCACGAUCUCCAAGUGUACACACAGAAAGUAGUAUACGUCCUAAACGAACAUCACUUUAUGAUUAUAUUCGACCAAAGAUCAAUACUGGCCUAAUGCCACGUAUAGAAAGUUCAAUUCGAAGAGAAAAUAAUACUCAUCAAUUAGGACCAAGUCGUCCAUUAAAGUGGAAUUUAUUAAGGCAAGGACUUGAACAAGAUAUAGAAAUACGUGCACAAACAAAACGAUUACAAUUUAAUUCGGGUAUUACAUAUACACAACAAUUAAAAAAAUUGGGAGAUCUUAUUCGAUCAAAAGCUAAAUCUCAUGUAUCAUUAAUGACGAAUCAAAUUGAAGAACGUUAUAAAAUUGUUGUUCAACUUACUGUUUUUCAAACAAAAACUGGUGGAUUACAUGUUUCAUCAAGAUGUUUAUGGAAUUCACAAACUGAUAAUUCAAUUACAUUUAAGAUGUAUGGUGUCGAUUAUAUUAAUGAUAAAGCAGUAGUUUUUUUUGCAUCACGUAUUUGUCAUCUUGUUGUACGACAUCAAAAUCCAGUAGAAUUGAACCGUUUUCCAUCAUUACGAUCAUUAACAUCAAAACUUCCUCAAAAUCGACAACUAUGUGGUGUAAAAUCAAAACAUUCACCAAAUUCAACUCAUACAUCAACAUUGUAUUUUAUUAAAUUCCUGUUCAAAUUUGAAGCAUUUGCAAUUCCCAGUAAACCUGCUCAACAUUUAUUAGUUAAACGACGUAAUGUUCCGUUUAUUCGUGAUGAUCCAGAUUGGACAAAAAACUUGAUCAAUUACUAUCAUUAUUACCGAAUAUUAAACAAUUAUUCCUUAAUACAUGCUCUUGGAAUUCCAGUUAAAUGGAAUAAUGUAUAA
Messenger RNA from Adineta steineri, 1191 nucleotides. The record is from the annotation of a GenBank genome assembly. NCBI's taxonomy places the organism in Eukaryota, Metazoa, Rotifera, Eurotatoria, Adinetida, Adinetidae.